Molecule: messenger RNA, 696 nt
Organism: Camelina sativa (false flax)
Lineage: Eukaryota; Viridiplantae; Streptophyta; Magnoliopsida; Brassicales; Brassicaceae
Source: RefSeq, a predicted model, not a curated record
AUGAGGAAACUGAAAUUAUCUUUGAUAGCGAAUGAGAGAUCAAGAAAAAAAACAUUCAUGAAGAGGAAGAAAGGGAUAACGAAGAAACUUCACGAGUUGACAACUCUUUGUGGUGUCCAAGCUUGUGGGGUCAUCUACAGUCCGUAUCAAUCGGUACCGGAGGUUUGGCCGUCAAAGGAAGGUGCACACGAGGUGGCUAUGAAGUUUAUGGAGAUGUCGAUGGCAACAAGAACCAAAAAGAUGAUGGAUCAAGAUACGUAUUACCAAACAAAAGAGCAAGUAGACAAACUGGCAGUUGAGAAUCUGGAGUUACAAGUUAAACGAUUUAUGUUUGAUUGUCUUGAAGGAAAGAUGUCCGAGUAUCAUUAUGGUGCAAAUGACCUUCACGAUUUGCAUCGCUAUAUUGAUCAAUAUAUCAAUCAGCUUACUCAAAGGAUGAAAAGUCUCGUAGAAAAUGGUGAGUCUUCUUCUUUCCCUCCUCUUCCUAUUGGAGUUGCGGAUAUAGAUCCUCAUGCUGUUGCAGAUUUUGCUGUUGAUGUGAAAACAGCCGCGAUAGGUGCUGCUAGAGAUUUUUGUGCUCAUAUUCCAUACCAAAAUAUGAAUAUGAAUCGAAAUCUGCAAGAACCGUUUCAAUAUCAUACUUCACGUAAUUUUUAUGGUCAUAUUCAAGAAGAAGUCUACAAUAACAUGACUUAG